Molecule: messenger RNA, 14982 nt
Organism: Loxodonta africana (African savanna elephant)
Lineage: Eukaryota; Metazoa; Chordata; Mammalia; Proboscidea; Elephantidae
Gene: GUCA2A
Product: guanylate cyclase activator 2A
Exons: 3
Coding region: 10744-11088 (114 amino acids)
Cellular component (GO): extracellular region
Molecular function (GO): guanylate cyclase activator activity
Source: RefSeq, a predicted model, not a curated record
CAACACAGGAAGCAUCAAAAGAAAAUGGAAGGAAUAUACAGAGUCAUUGUACCAGAAAGAAUUGGUUGAUGUUCAGCCAUUUCAGGAGGUAGCAUAUGAUCAAGAGCCAAUGGGCACUGAAGGAAGAAGUCCAAGCUGCACUCAAGGCAUUGGCAAAAAACAAGACUCCAGGAAUUGAUGGAAUGCCAAUUGAGAUGCUUUAGCAAAUGAGUGCAGUGCUGGAGGUACUCACUUGUCUAUGCCAGGAAAUUUCGAAGACAGUUACCUGGCCAACUGACUGGAAGAGAUCCAUAUUUGUGGCCAUUCCAAAGAAAGGUGAUCCAUCAGGAUGCGGAAGUUGUUGAACAAUAUAAUUAGUAUCACAUGGAAGUAAAAUUUUUCCUGAAGAUAAUUCAAAAAUGGUUGCAGCAACACAUUGACAGGGAACUGCCAGAAAUUCAAGCUGGAUUCAGAAGAGGACAUGGAAUGAGGAAUAUCAUUGCCGAUGUCAGAUGGAUCUUGACUGAAAGCAGAGAGUACUAGAAAGAUGUUUAUCUGUGUUUUAUUGACUAUGCAAAGGCAUUUGAGUGGAUCAUAACAAAUUAUGGGUAACACUGUGAAGAAUGGGAAUUCCAGAACACUUAAUUGUGCUCAUGAGGGACCUGUACAUAGACCAAGAGGCAGUUGUUCGAACAGAACAAGGGGAUACUGCGUGGUUUAAAGUCAGGAGUGAUGUGCAUCAGAGUUGUAUCCUUUCACCAUACCUAUUCAGUAUGUAUGCUGAGCAAAUAAUCCAAGAAGCUGGACUGUAUGAAGAAGUAUGGGGCAUCAGGGUUGGAGGAAGACUUAUUAGCGACCUGCUUUAUGCAGUUGACACGACUUUCCUUACUGAAAUUGAAGAGGACUUGAAGUACUUACUGAUGAAGAUCAAAGAUUACACAUCAACAUAAAACAAAUAUCCUCACAACUGGAUCAGUAAGCAACAUCAUGGUAAACAGAAAAGAUUGAAAUUGUCAAGGAUUUCACCUUACUUGGAUCCACAAUCAGUGCCCCUGGAAGCAGUAGUAGUCAGGAAAUCAAAUGACAUACUGCACUGGCACAUCUGCUGCAAACGAUCUCUUUAAAGUGUUAAAAAGCAAAGAUGUCCCUUUGAGGGCUAAGGUGUGCCUGACCCAAGCCCUGGUAUUUUCAGUUGCCUGAUAUACAUGCAAAAGCUGGACAGUGAAUACGGAAGAGCAAAGAAUUGAUGCCUUUGAAUUAUGGUGUUGACAAAGAAUACUGAAUAUACCAUAGACUGCCAGAAGAAUGAACAGAUCUGUCUUGGAAGAAGUACAACUGGAGUGCUUUUGGAAACAAGAAUGGCAACACUUCAUCUCAUAUACUUUGAGCAUGUUAUCAGGAGGGACGAGUCCCUGGAGAAAGACAUACUUGGUAAAGCGAAGGGUCAGCGAAAGACAGGAAGACCCUCAGAGAGAUGGGUUGACACAGUAGCUGCAGCGACGGGCUCAGGCAUAGCAACGUUGUGAGGAUGGUGCAGGACCUGGCAUUGUUUCGUUCUGUUGUACAUAGAAUCAACAGGACAGCACCUAGCAACAACAGCAGGUCCUAAACAUCGGGAGAAGGUGUUUCUGUUUACACCACUACUUUGAAUCCCAGGCAUGGAAGCUAGGUUAGCAUGGGGAUGGAACUUAAAGAAGGAGAACAAGCGUUGGGUUGCUAAUAAAGGUCCAAGCACAGCAGUCCUAUAAGUGGUGGUAUUCCUGUUUUAUCGAUGUGGACUCGGGCUCUAAGCAGUGGCCAGGUCAGCAACACUGGUAGAAGUGGUUUGAACCUCAGGUCUGUCUCAGCCCAGAAGGGAAGAUCUUUCCAUCAAUUCUAUAACCCUGCCCAAGGACUCUGACUGCUUCUAAUUUAACCCACAUAGCUCUGCCAGAAACAUCUGUUUACCUCAAUUUUACACAUGGGGAAACUGAGGCUUGAAAGGUUAACUUGCCUAAGUUCUCUUAACCAGUAGAGGAUCUGGGAUAAUUCAGUCUAGGCCUGACUCCAAAGCUUGUUCCAUUUUAUCCCACUGCCCCCUAAAGCAAAGGAAUUGUCCUAAGGCAGAGACAGUGUGUGUGUCCCCACCCAGUGUGUGUGUCCCUCAGGUGGUAGGGGCUGGACUUUACUCCCAUCACAGGUAAGUUCUGGUCGUCAGCAGUGGCUCUGAAGGAUGUAGUAGGGGCAAAGUUAAGUGGACAGCUGUGCUUGUUCAGGUGCAGCUGUAGUGCACCUUUGUGCUGCUCAAAUGAAGAAGGUAAGUAAGAUCAUUAAGGCACACAGUUCGUUCUCAAGGCUUUUUACCAUGUUAUAGUGUGCUGAGGGCUGCUGUAUAUAGAUGUGAUCCUUGCCAGUCAGGUAAAGCAGUCCUCGAAAAACCUUGUAUUUGACAGUUAGCAUUCGUAAAAGCGUUCGCUGCAUCUAAAUGUCUGGAUCACAGAACUGUCCUAAAACCUUCAAGCUAGAAGGGGCCAUAGAAAUCAUCUAACACAUCCCCACAUUCUGCUGUUGAGAUCAUUGCAGCCCAGAGAGGGAACUGACUUGCCCAAAGCCACACAGCUAGUUAGGGAAAAUUGGAGGAAGAGAGAUGGAGAAUAUCAUUUUCCUGGCAGCAAUUUAAAAUUCUUACACACACUGUCUUACAUACACAAUAACCUGAUGAUGUAGUACUGUUGUUGCCCCAUUUUACAGAAAAGGAAACAACUUCAGGGAGGUGGGGUACAAUGGAGUUACAUUAUGAAUGCAUUCAAACAAACCACACAAAUUCAAUUAUAUACACUUGGCCAAAAAUAGAAAGAAUGGAAAUUUUAAAUAACACAGUGGAGUAUCCACCUCUGACAAACGUGUGCUACAGUGAGAGCAAGGUGGUACAUUCAAAUGUGAGGCUGUAAGUGGUGCCUGUUUCUGUGUACCUCUGCGUGCUCUCACCAUGGAGUAUGAUUCCAGUGGGUAAAGAUUGACAUACUUCAGACAACAUUGCCCUUGGAUGCAAGCCAGCUACAUCUAGUGCUCAGACCCUAACCAAGAGCUGGAAAAACUGGCCAUGUUGAGCUUACUGAGACAUGGUAUGUUUAUCAACAUGGUACCUUCCUAAAAGAUUUUCAGGAGUGAUUUUGAAAUUAUCAAUCUCAUUUUGCAAAUGAGCCUGAGCCACUGAGAAAUUAUGUCACUUGCUCAGGGUCGUUGAGCUUUUAAGCGGUGGAGGUAAUAAUAACAGCAGCAAUAUAGCUGGGAUUUCAAGCCUUGGCCUCCGCUCCAUUACCUGCACUCUCAAUUCCUCAGCACGAUUCCAUGAACUGAAGUCCUUGGGUGGUACGAAUGGUUAACACGCUCUCGGCUGCUAACUGAAAAAGGUUGGAGAUUGAGUCUGUCCAAAGUCACCUUGGAAGAAAGGCCUGGUGAUCUACUUCCAAAAAAUUAGCCAUUGAAAGGCCUAUGGAGCACAGUUCUACUUUGACACAUGCAGUUGCCAUGAGUCAGUCGAUCAAAGGCAACUGGUUUUUGGUGUUAUUCCGUGGGCUAAUAGGAAAUGGGGCCUUAGAACAAAGCUAAACCCUUCACAAUGAAGCUGCAGCAAGCACCUGUGACCACCAGAGGGCGGAGGGCUGCCAGCUGUGUACCUUGCCCUUUUUGGAAGGUCUCCUUUACCCUUGGGACUGUCUUUUUUCUGUAGCCCCCAGGGAUAAAGAAAGACGGGGACCCCAGUAGCCAGCUCUCACAAUCUGGGCCCUUUCUCUCUCGCAUCAGAGCUUGGUGGAGAAAGCCAGGAAUUCCCUCUGGUUCUCAGCAACAAAUGGUGGGGCCAACUCCAGAGCUGCCUCUGUGUCUGCUACCCCAUUGCAGCCCUCCUCAUACCCACUGCUCCCCUACUACAAGGGUAAGGUGGGGGAUGGUUGCUCCACCAUCAACCCCAAACACCGAGUCUCCCAGUUACUCCUCUGGGACCAACUGAUGCUGGAGAGUGGCAUUGUUUAGGCAGGUGUGGAGAGGGCUGGGACAGGGCCAGGUGUACACCCUCCACUGGCACUCCACCCUUACCCUCCCAGCCCUGCUGCUGAGCCUCCGUGGCCCUCGGUGUCUCCACACACUCGCACCAACUUCUGUGACCAUCACGAACAUUAUGAUUAUUGCCACCAUUUGCCAGGUGCUUAUUCCAUGCCAAGCCCUCUGCCCAGUACUUGAUGGCUAUUAUCUGAGGUAGCACUCCCUACUGCCUUGUGAAGUUGGUGUCCUUAUCUCCGUUUUACUGCUGGACAUUGCCACUCGGAGAAGUGGCCCAAGGUCACAGCUAGUGAGAGAGGUUGGGAGAAGUCGGGAACCCAGAUCUGCCUUUCUCCAGUCUGCUCCUCCCAUUGCUCUAUGGCUAUUGCCUCUUCACAACACUCCCAUUGCCCUUGACCUCCCUCAGGGCCAGCUACCACGCCCUACCCCACCUCGGAGUGGGGCCUGAGCUGACGUCACUGGGUGGAUGACAUUCAUCUUACACCACAGCCCUCAAAAGGCCAGAGAGGCAACUUCCUGUCCCAGAUAAUGGCAAUAAAGACGUCUGGGGAUACUUCUCACCAUUCCCAUGCCUGAAUGACCUUUGUAGACAGGCUUUCCUGGGAACAUUUCUCUGAGUCCAUGUGAGAGUGUGAGUGCAUAAGCUUGUGUGACCCUGUGUGUGUGUGCACACACGUUCAUCUCUGUGUGAUUGUACUUCCCGGCCCUGGCUAACUCAAAGUCAAGGUAACUGCAGGUGGUUGUGUAACAAUGAUUGUGACCAUAUGGUUUUGCGUGUGUGUGUGUGUGCUUGUGCAGCCUUUGUGUGUAACUGCGUAGUCAUGUGACUAGAUAUGUGACUGUGUGUGUGUACUUACGUGCUGCAGAUAGAGAAAGCAUUCUGCCUGGAGGGGGAAAAUGGCUGUCAACGGGCUUCUCGCUCUAAUUCUGGCUCUGGUGGCUGGCUAGCCACUCCGUCUCCUCUCAAGGGCCCAUGUCCUGAGAGACGCCUGCCUGGGGUCCAUCUGAGUUCCCAGGCACUGUCAGGAUUAGGCCCUGUGAGCCUGAUACACAUUAAUUCCCUUCUCUCAUCACAUGGCUGCUCUUAUACCUGUCGCUGUUCUGCCAUUCUGUCCCUUAGAGCUGGUGCCCAGAUCUCAGUCGGCUCCUGUUCUGCCCCACCAAGCCUUCCUGGCCACUCCAGAAGCUGGUGUGUCCUGAGCUGCCCAGUCUGCAGCAGAGCAUGUUCCCUGCAGGCCCCAGAGGCCAGCAAAGUGCACGAGGCAAUGGGAGGAACAUAGACUUUGGCGUUAGAAGGGCCUAGAAUUCCAUCUGGGCAAGAAGCUGACUUCUCUGGGUCUCAGUUUCCUCAGCUGUAAGAUGGAGAUGAAAUGCCUUACCUCAAAGUGGUGUAACCAUCAGUGAGUAGUCGGACAGCAGCCAGCAUGAGUCUGGCUCAUAUUAGGCCCCAAGGAAUGAUCUUUCCCUCCUUCCUUCCUCCCUCCUACCACCCUCUCUUCAUAUGUCGUCCAUUGCCAAGUUGCCAAGACCAGUGAUUCUACUGCCACACUGUCCUUCAAAUCCACUCCUUACCCACCCUGGGCCCUACCAGGGCAGAACAUAUCCCUUCACUCCUGGACUAGUGCAUUAGCCACAUCUGGACAGUCCAUUCUCAGUAUGAGCCACCAGGGCUCCAUGCUGUGAUCAAACUCCUGAGCCUGGUAUUCAAAGCCUCCGUUUUGGGGGUGCUGUCCACACCCCUCUAGACACUGCUUCAACCCAAUCCACCUCCUCUCUCACUCCUACAUGCUUUCUGCUGCCUUGCCUUUGCCUUACACUUACAAUGCCCUUCCUCCCCAUCUCCAUGGGCCCAACUCUUCCCACCGAUCAAGGCUCAGUUCCAAUGCCAACUCUUGCAAGCAUCCCCUGACCUUGCACCAGGUCUAUCCUCGACGGCUGUGUGUUCCCUCUGGAGCCUGCAUGCCUGGGCUCAUGUCCUCUCCUCCAUCUAGCCUGUGCGCUCUGGAGGGCCGACACCACGUCUCCUUUCUGUGAGCCACAUAGAGGGAGCUGCAGCCACGUCCCCUCCUUUGGGUACAGCAGGCUGGGAGUGGAGGAGGAGGAGGCAGCUGCUGCCUGGGUGGGGAGCAGAUGGUGAAUGGAUCUCCCCCACCGCCUCAUCUUGGCCAGGCCAGAGGGGCGUGAGAUGACUCUACUGAGCAAACAAGCAGACACACCCUCCAUCCACUCCCCAGAUGCCCCUCUAGCAUCAAAGGAAAGCCGGCCUACCCUAGGGCCCUGAGGGUAGAGGGAGGCCUCUGCCCAAACCUAAGCUUGGGCUCAAGCCUACAGGCUUCAAAUUUCAACUCAGCCAUCCACUUGCUGUGUGUCAUUGGGCACUCCCUUCUGAGAGCCUCAGCUUCCCCCUCUGUAAAAUGGGCACCAUUCGUAGGGUCUGACUCAGUAGCCACUCUCUUCUCUAAAUAUGACUUUAGAAAGACAGUAUAGCAGGUGUGAAUGAGGAGAGAAGCUUAGGCUUUUCUUUGGCAUUCAAGAGAACUGGCUUAAUAUCCUUGUUCUGGAAUUUACUGAUAUGUGACCACAGCUGUUGUGAAUCCACCGGGCAGUGAUGUUAAAAGUUGUGCCUUCCUCUAGGCUGAGGUGGUCCCACACUUGUGUCUACACUUACCCUGUCUGCUGGCUGGGAGCCCUUGUGCAGUGCACAACCGGUACAGUCCUGUGUGUGACCUUAGUCAAGUCAUGGUUUCUUAACCUCUCUGAGCCUCUGAGCUUUAGUUUACCUAUCUGGAAAGUGGGGUUAUAGUUAUUUCUACAUAUUCUCAGGGCUGUUAGGAGGCUCACAUACACUGCAAUGCCUUCUCAGGUAGUUCUGGGUUCUUAUAGGAACCAGAGAUUUUUUUUUACCAGCCUUCAAGACACAUUUAUAAACAGGAUGGGAUGGUGUGAAAUGUGGACCACACCUCCUCCGAGGUCACACAGAUCAGUACUGGAGUCUCCAGGCUCCCCUCUCUGCCCCGUUCCAGGUCUCUCCUGCUAAGGUUAGCUGAGGCCUCUGGGCCUGCAGGGAAGCAGAAUCAGGCCUAGGAGGACUAAGCCUUAGUGGACCCAACUUUAACAUGCAUGCUGGAACCGUAGCAAGGUCACCAAAACCCCAGAGUUAAGCAAACUUUUGGCCAAAAGGAAUAGGAUCAGAGCCUCACAGAGACCAGAGGGCCGCCCAGCUGCAGAGCAGAGUGUCAGCAGCUUCUGGCAGUGGGCGAGGGGCAGCUGGGUUUUAGGGGGUGGGUCUGGUUUCCAUGCCUGUAAAACCCUUAGCCCAGUGCCUGGCACAGAGUGAGUGAAUGAGGAAUGUUAGUUGCUUCUGUUAAUGUUAUGAGUGUUACAAAUAGGGCAACCAUCCUGAUUCCACUAAGUGCCAGGCCUUGUGUGGACAUUGGGGCCACAAUGGAGCAAGACAGUCCCUGAUCUCAGGAGGUCACAGGCUAGUGGGCGAGACAGAGCUUGAUAAGUUUUAUGAUGAGAGGAGGUAGAGGAGGCUGGCAGAGUACAGAGGAGGUGGGGAAGGUCGUAACCCAGACUUGCUGGGGGUAGGGGAAGGUUAGCAAAGUUAUCUAGAAAAUUCGAGAUUUGCAGUACAGCUGUUAUUGUCUCCAUUAUUCGGAUGCAGAAACUGAGGCUUAGGAAGGUUAAGUGAUUGGCCCUGGGACACACAGCCGUUAAAUGAGGGAGCUGGGAUUCUAACUCAGGGUUGCCUGGCUCCAAAGCCUGACCUCUUUUGCCUACCAGCACACCCGGCUUGGGCCCCCUACUUCCCAAUCUACUCCCUUAGAGCCCUUUGGGAUCUUGGAUGAAUGGCAAGCUCAGCAGGGGGUUGAUCAUAAAGGGCCUUGAAUAAAAGCCGAAAGAGUCUGGGCUUUCUUCUGGAAUGCUACAGAGGAGCAAGAAUUUGCCAGAAAAGGUAAUCCUUGGAGUGUGGGGAACCCAAACAGCCUCAGACCAACCACCUACCCAUAUAGGAAUGAGGAGAGGUUAGAGGUAUCUGGGACCAAGGCCUCGGGACUCAGGGUGUGCUUCUGGGGGCCAGGUUCUCGGGGGGCUCCAAGAUCCACCUUCCAGCAUCUUCAACACAGGUUCCUGAAGCAGAAUCAGGCCUGGGAGGACUAAGCCUUAGUGGACUCAACUAUAACAUGCACACUGGAACUGUAGCAAGGUCACCAAAACCCCAGAGGCCUGGGGAGCAGGGAAUGGGCCUGGACUCAGACCUGGGCUCAGGCUGGGCAGAGAGAGUAGGGGCCAAGAGAAGGGGAGUCGGUUCCUACUUCCCAGGGUAGACGUCAGAGGUGAGUUUGGGUGGGGCAGAACCAAAAGGCUGAGGCCUGGGAGCCAUUUCCUCUUUCCCACAGCGUGUAAAAACAUCAUCCCGCAACCUUCCCAUCCCUACCUUGCAGCAGGUAAGCCUAGGCCAGGGCACUGUGGGAGGAAGAGAGACUUCAAGAGCCAAAGUCCUCUUCCUUUAACCCCACCCCAAUGGACCUUAGAAGAGAAUGGGUGAAAAAACAAGCUAAGCCAGAAAAAAAGGCUCCUUCAGCCUGUACUGGCACCACCCAGGCCCCAUCCUUAAAGCUAAACCAAAUCCCAACCCAGCUUCAACCUCACACUUAAUCCCAGCCCCAACCUCAAUCAUAAACCCAACCCCAACCACACCUCCAACUUCAGCUGCAAACUCAACUCCAAUCCCAACUCUCAAUGAACCCUAACCUAAACCCAAAACUAUCUCCACUCAGCUAUAAGCCCCACAUCAACCUAAUCCUAACUGUACCCCCAAUUCCAAACGUGACCCUAACCCUUACCCCAAUCCCAACUUUAGCACCAUUCUAGCCCUGAAACUAACCUAAACUCCAACUUGAAUCCUAACUUCAGAUGCCAUCCCUAACUGCUGCCUCAGUUUUUCUCUAAGGUAAUCCCAAUCCCAACCCGUAGCCUAGUGCUGGUCUUAACCCAGUUUCCGUCCUCACCCCAGCGCACUCCACACAAACCCCAGGUCCACCCUGGCACCAACCUUAGCUGCAACCUGGUCUGUACCAGAAGUUCAUCUCCAUCCCAAUCGCAGAAAUUCUACCUUUAAUUCUGCCUCUAGCUCAUCUUCCACCCAACCCCAUCUGUAAAUUCCUAACAUAUCUCUUUCAUUUCUCUAGCCCUUCACAACCCCACUCCUGUCCUUGACCUUCCCCUGCGACCCACUGCCACCCUGCACUCAGCCAGCAAGAGCCAACCUGUGGCUGGAUGGACUACACUUGUUGACAUCCAGGAACACAUGUAUGCAUACACACACACAUAUACACACACCAGGAAGAGAAGGGAGGUCCAGCCUUGCCCUAAGGACAGGCCUGGGAGGGCAGAUGGACCAAGUGUUUCCUGUCCCUCCUGAGGGAUAGACACCUUUGGAGCUCCCUCCUUGUCAGGCUCUGCUUCCUCCGAUUCCUUCAAUAUUGACUUUUAUAAUCAGGAAUUCCUGCCCCUCCUCCACUCCCAGGAACUGUCCUGGCAUCUGCCCACAAGCUUGUAUGGCAGGGUUUGUAGAAUAGAACGACGGGGGAUCUAGAGGCUACCCUCCCUUUCGUGUACUGGAGACCCCUGCUCAUGACAGAGCACACAGUGAACACACACCGUGCUGUGGGCAGUCUUAACGGGGAUCAAAGUCUAGUAGGGCAUAGACACACACCUGAGCAAUCUCACCCAACCAGAGCCAUGGUAGAGCAAAGUACCUGGUUCUAUGCGAACUGAGAGGUUAUUUAUCUGGGGAUGCGGUGGGGGUUAUUUGAGCUGGGCCUUAAAGUUUGAGUAGGAGUUCACCCAGUGACAGGAAGGAAAGGCCUUCUAGGCAGAUGGAACAGUAUGUUCAAAGGCAGGGAAGCAUGUUUGGUGAAGGGAACACAGGCUCACAGAGGGAAGAAAUUUAGCUCAAGUUCACACACAUCAAAAUUGGGUAGCAGAAGGGCUUCGAAGCCAGGCAGUACCUGGGUCCUUCCUUAGAACCACAGUAGCCAAACCUGGCACCUGCCUUUGUCUGCAGCCUCAUCUCUCAUCAUUCACAGACACCCAAUUACUCACACUUUGCUAGAUAUUCCAGGCCUGCCUCAACUCCUGCCUGACCCAAGUGUAACACCCUCUGCAAGAAAUGGUCUUCCACCCCCUGGCCCUUCUCCAGUUUUUACCCACUCUCCAGAACUCAGCACUGGCAGCACCUCCUCUGGGAAAAUGUGCUGAACUCUUCUGCCCUUGAGCUGGUGAGGUGGCCACUCCACGUACCCCCAGCCCUCGUGCUGCCCUCUUGCCCACCAUCCUAACCCAGCAUUGCCACUGUCUGGGGCUCCAUCUGCAAGGGCAGAGCUGGGUCUGCAGGCCUCAGCCCUGCACAGGCCUGGCCCAGAGCAGUGGUCAUUGAGUGCAUGAGGUUGGUAGAUGAAUGCAGGACCCAGUCCAGCUGUGGGUUAAUUUGGGUGCCUAGGGAGGGGAGGAGUGGGGCUCAGCCAGUCUUUAAGAAUGGCCUCUUACCUCCCAGGGCUGUCUUGAUCCUUAUCUGAUGAGGUCUGAGUUGACUGCAGACAGAUGAAACAGUGACAAAGACUCCUGGUUACUGAGUAACCCUGCCCUCUUUAAAAGUCCCAGUGUUUCCCCCUGGCAUCCAGAACCCGCCACUCCUGUCUCUUGGGCACAGCUGCCAUGAACGCUUUCCUGCUGUCUGCACUGUGCCUGCUUGGGGCCUGGGCUGCCCUGGCAGAUGGGGUCACUGUGCAGGAUGGAGACUUCUCCUUUCCUCUGGAGUCAGUGAAGAAGCUCAAGGAUCUCCAGGAGCUCCAGAAGCCCAGGAUUGGGAACCACAGGAAGGCCAGAUUGGCAGCUGGGCCUGAGGUCCCCAUCCUCUGUAGCAACCCGGAGUUUCCCGAAGAACUCCAACCUAUCUGCAAGGAGCCCAAUGCCCAGGAGAUCCUCCAGAGGCUGGAGGCCAUUGCUCAGGACCCGAGCAUAUGUGAGAUCUGUGCCUACGCUGCCUGUGCCGGAUGCUAGGGCCACCAUGGACUUCACUGCCUUCUUCCCUUCACCCACAGGAGAGCCCUUUCUCCUGCCCAAGGGUCACCCAUGAUACUCCCAUUCCCAGCAGCUCAACCUCCCUGUCCCAGAAUGGAGGGUGUGAGGAGACACAGCCUGGGCAGGGCCUGGUGAGUGGAGGCUCAGCUCCUUCCACCAUCUGAGCUGCUGGGUGCUUCCAGGAUCCAACCCAAGCCUCAGCUAAUAAACCAGCUUCCAGAAUGCCUGGUGUUGCCUUCAUUCCUUUGUUAACCCAUCAGAUCACCCAUCAUCCAGCUUUGUUGAUGCCUACGGGUCAGCCUUGGCCUAAGGGGCUCAGGAUUUAGUGUGUUGAAUGGAAGGACCCCACUCUCCCUGCUAAGCCACACUCCCACCCCAGGCAGACCCCUCACACUGGCACUGAGGGGACCUGAAUCUUCAGGCCUCCCAUGGGGAUGAGGAAUGGAACUUCUGCUCUUCUUUCCCAUCACCACGGGUCAUCAGUCACGUGAACACAGCAGUCUGUGCUGGUUUGGAUGUUCAGCACAGACACUGACCCACUAUGAGAUCGGCCCCAAGUUCUUGGGCAUGGUAUUCAAGGUCCCUCAGGAUCUGGCUCCCCCUACCACUCCAUCAUGGCCUCCUGCUGUCCCCCAGUACCCCUAGCCACGCCGCUCACCAUUUCCUCUGCUUCUGCUCACUUCUGCACCCCUCCUCUCCCCACAUCUCUAACCAGGUAAGUCCCUGCUCAGCCUCACGGGCUUAGCUCCUGUGUCCUCUCCUACAGAAGCCUUUCCUGGUCCCCUGGAUGAGUCUUUGUGCCCCUCUCUGUCCUUGGUGCUCCCAGGGCACUCUGGUACUUGCAUCCCUUGCACAAUUCUGGCCACGCUGCACUAUAAGGCCUUCUCUGCUGAGGGAAGUCGCUCUGACUUUCAGACAAGGUCAAGUCCACCGACGUGGAUGAGGAAGUAACAUGGGUAGGGGAAAGCAAGGGCUAUGCAGUCCCAGACCUGGGUUCCAACCCCAGUUCUUCCAGGACUGUGUGACAUUAGGAAAGUCACUUUCCUUCUCUGUGCCUCAGUCCCUUCGGCAAAACAAGGAUAAUAAUAGUAUGUACCUCCCAGCCUAGGUGAAAUAAUAUAUAUAAAACCCUCAGUUCAGGCCUGUCAUAAGCAUAAAAACCAAAACCAAACCCAGUGCUGCUGAGUUGCUUCCGACUCAUAGUCAUAAGCAUAAGGGAACACAAUAAGUGGUAAAAACUAACCAACCAGAGAAAGGGGGACCAGGGUCAGGCUGAGAAUGGGUGAGAUGUGGGUGAGGAGGUGAGGCAUGGAGGAGAAGGUGGUUGGCAAAGCUACAGGGAACCAGGGAAGACGUAGGGGCAGGGCCCUUCCUGGGGAUUGGGGAGACUGGAGGUGGAGUAUCACAGGACAAUCCAGGCAGAGGGGGCCUUGAAAAAUGGAUGGAAUUUCAAAAUAAACAAGGGGUGGAGAAGGGAGAGGGCAUCCGGAAGGUGAGAAUGGUAGACUACACACAGAGGCAGGAAGGCCCGGAGUCACUGGAACGGCUUAGCCUGAAUAGUGUGUAGGUCUGGGAGCUAGACAGGACUGGGUUUGAGCCUGCUGUGCCAUUUACAAGCUGUGUGCCCCUCUUUGAGACUGGGUUACCUCCUAUGAAAAUGGAGGAGAUAGCAGAUUCUGUUUCACAAGGAUGCUGGGGGACUGGAUGAGAUGUGGGAAGUGGUAGCAUCAUUUAAUGUUUGGACUCUGGAGCCAACUCUCUGGGUGCAAGUCCUGGCUCCGCUUGUUGUGAGCUCUGUGACUCUGAGCAAGUUACGUAACCCAUCUCUCCUCAGAUUCCUUGUCUGUAAAACGAGAUGGCAAUGACCCCUACUUCAUGGGGUUGAGUGAGGAUUAAAUAAGUAAUACAGGUAAAACCCUUUGGGCUCCUCCAGGCCCACAGUAAUUUCUUUCUGGAUGCUAGUCCUGAGCCAGGUACAGAGUAGGUGCUCAGUCAGGGUCUCCUCCCCAGCGUAGGGGAAGGAAGCAGAGGGGGCAAGGCCAGAUGGUCCACUGGCUCAGGAUGGACUGGAGAGGUGGCAUUGGGGAGCCAUGGAAGGGCAUGGGUAUCAUCACAGGGAAAGAUUCCUCAGGGCACCUGGAUGCAUGGGCUGAGAGAGGGAGCAAAGUUUUCUCUUCUGGGUGGGUGGAGCAAUGCAUGGUCUCCUGGGUGCUGUGGAGAAGGCAGGGGCUCAGGGGGCUGUGGGGGAAGGCAAAGGAACUAUCUUCUCAGACAGGCCCUGGGCAGAGUCAGCCCUGAUGGUUUGCCUGGGAAGGGUGGGCACCCCGUGAUUCUCCCUCCAGCCACUCCUCCAUCCCUGCCUCCUUCAGGAAGCCUUCCUGUCUUGGGUCAGGAGACAGAAGUUUUUGCUCUGCAGCUGGGGUAGGGCUUGAGGUCAAAUUGAAGGUCAGCUGGGUCUGGGAAGAUCUUGGUCUUCUUAGCUCUGUGAGCUUAGGCGAUUCAUUGCCCUGGCUGGACUCUGUUCUCCUUCAUAUGUGAAAUGAUGUUAAAUGAAUCCACUGCCUAGACUGACGAGACUUCAGGGAAAUUGCUGACAAGCAUCCUUAGUCUACCUUUCUGCCCAACCUACUUACCUUCCCAAGAAGCUCUGCCCUGGCUCCUGGGAUGAACAGACAGGCAUGUGUCUUUGUGUGUGUAGAAUCUUUAUUCAGCGGCAGGGCUUCCUCAGGGGCUAAGCCCUCCUCAGGUCCUGAACCCAGUGGCUUUGUAUCAGGUCCAGCUUCCUUGGUUGUAGGAGGUUGGAAAUGACCACAGUGGCCAGUGACCCACCAAUGUGCUUUGGUGAGGUGGGAGGCAGUGGACUUGGGAGCUAAGUGCCCCCUGUAGGGUCAGGACACCCAGGGUCUUGUCAGAGGCAGCCGGUACAGGCCACGUUCACACACAGCUCACAGUCGUCGCUAGAGAUAAUCACUGGGCAGGGAAAGAAAAAUAGUCAGUGAACCUGAAACCGGGCAGCCAGAGAGGGACUGCUUAGGAGAGGGUUGGGGGAGCUGCACAGGCAUCCUGCUUACACGCUAAAAACCUGGAACUUUAGAAUUAGAGUUAGAGGGUUCAAAUUCCAAGUCCUCUCUUAACUAGCAGUGACUGGUCAAAAUCACUUAAAUUCUCAGGGUCUGAGUUAUUCCUGUCAAACGGAAAGAAAAGAGUAUCAACAUGACAGGUUUGUUGUGAGGAGAGUGCUUGGUAAUUGCCAGCUAAUAGCUCUCUGCUCCUGGCCAAAGCCGCCCCAUCCCUCAUAUUUCAGCUUAGAUGACUUUUCCUCUUGGAAGCCUUUCCAGAGUCCCUGUCCCACCCACUGACAUGCCACCUGUCCUCUGUGUUUCCACAGGGCUUCCCCUCUCGCCCCACUGCAUUGCAGCCACUGUCUGUUUGUGGCUUUACCAGUGCACCCUCUUCCUCCCAUUGGUGAAGUCCUUAAGGUAGGCUUCUCAGCCCACCUGGCACACAGUGCUAAGAGCAGGAAAGUCCUGAAGAGGCAGAAGCUGAGUUUGACUCUCCCUGUCCUCAGCCACUAGGUGCUCAAUAGUAAUGACAUGAGGUGGAGGGGUUGGGUUGGGGGAGGAGACAGAAGAUGGUCAAGGAUUGGGAGGAGGCCCUGGGGGCUCUGCCCCUCUCACUCAGUUCCGGCGGGGGUAGGGGACACUUACUCAAGGCUCUGAAGAUGCUGGCGGCUUCCUUGGAGGUGCAGAUAGGCUGGAGGUCCAGAGGCAGGUCAGGGUGUUGGCACACAGACGGCAGGAGGCUCUGGGUCCCCAGGUGGGGGCUGAGCAUCUGCUGCCCCUCCAGGUCACUCAGCUUCUUCACUGAUUCCAG